This is a messenger RNA of Drosophila eugracilis, 1705 nucleotides long. It is a transcript of the gene Cyp313b1, whose product is annotated as probable cytochrome P450 313b1. Lineage: Eukaryota; Metazoa; Arthropoda; Insecta; Diptera; Drosophilidae. Gene Ontology annotation, molecular function: iron ion binding; oxidoreductase activity, acting on paired donors, with incorporation or reduction of molecular oxygen; heme binding. The record is from RefSeq and is a predicted model, not a curated record. The transcript is spliced from 7 exons. The coding region runs from base 197 to 1705 and encodes 502 amino acids.
GGUUGUUUUUAAGAGCUUUGCCUGAUACGAAAUCAUUUCGUAAAAUUCCAAUAAAAAAUCAAACAAUUAGUGUGGCUCUUCAUUAUUUUUAUAUUUUGGAUAUCCAUUGACGUUGGCUCAGACUACCUUUGAACGCCGUGCGUGGAGCAAUUAAAUUUUCGACUACGGAUACUCGUCGACUCUGAGGUUCAACGACAUGCUGGCCUGCAUCAUUUUAAUCGGAUGGCUGCUGAUGGUUUGGAUAUACUUCCUGUGGAGCCGGCGAAGGUAUUAUAAAGCCGCAUGGCAGUUACGUGGACCCAUUGGCUGGCCGCUGAUAGGCAUGGGCUUACAGAUGAUGAACCCGGAGACCUUUUUGCAGUACAUGGAUGGCCUGUCACGACAAUUUAAGGCUCCCUUUAUUUCCUGGAUGGGCACUAAUUGUUUCCUCUACAUCAACGAUCCACACAGUGUGGAGCAGAUUUUUAACUCGACACAUUGCACCAAUAAGGGGGAUUUCUAUCGAUUCAUAAGUUCGGCUAUAGGUGAUGGACUAUUUACAUCCAGUUCUCCUCGUUGGCACAAACAUCGUCGCCUCAUUAACCCCGCCUUUAGUCGCCAGAUACUCAGCAACUUUCUGCCCAUUUUUAAUGCGGAGGCACAGGUCCUGCUGGAGAAGCUGGAUAUUGAAGGUGUACAGCAUGGCAAGCGGCUAGAAAUCUAUCAAAUCCUGAAGAAAAUCGUCUUGGAAGCAGCUUGCCAGACAACGAUGGGUAGGAAAAUGAACUUCCAACACGACGGAUCUAUGGCAAUAUUUGAAGCUUAUAAUGGCUUAACCGAAGUGUGUGUGAAACGCAUGUUGUCGCCCUGGCUUUAUCCGGAGCUUUUAUACCGACGUUCACGACUUUUUCGCCUGCAGCAAAAGGUUGUUGGCAUACUCUUUGGGUUUAUAGAACAGUUACUCGAACCGAUUGUCUCGGUUGUGGCUGCCAAUGCCAAUCCGGAACAGCAGCGACCGGAACAGGAGAUGAGAGGCAAGUCCAAGGCCAUUUUUAUCGAACAGGUGCGGGAGCAUGUGGAACGCGGUCAGCUGAGUUGGCAGGAUGUGAGGGAUGAGGCCAAUGUCACCAUUGCGGCGACUUUUGAAACCACAUCGACGGCUUUAUACUUCACCAUUCUAUGCCUGGCCAUGCAUCCUUGCUACCAGGAGAAGCUUUACGUGGAACUGGUAAGGGAGCUUCCACCUACAGGUGAUAUAUCGUUGGAACAACUACAACGGCUGGAGUACACCGAAAUGGUCAUUAACGAGGCGAUGCGCUUGUUUGCUCCUGUGCCCAUGGUAUUGCGAUCGGCGGAACAGGAUAUCCACCUGAAGCGGGAUGAGGAAGAGUUCCUUAUCCCUCGUGGCACUCAGAUCGGCAUCGAUAUCUACAAUAUGCAGCGGGAUGAACGAGUAUGGGGUGCACUUUCGCGUACCUAUAAUCCGGAAGCGCAUUUUGGAUUGGACGCUCCACCAAGGCACGCCUUUGCCUUUGUUCCAUUCACCAAGGGAUUGCGCAUGUGCAUCGGCUAUCGCUAUGCCCAGAUGCUGAUGAAACUGCUGCUGGCCAGGAUCUUUCGCAGCUAUCGAAUUAGCACCGAAGCCCGCCUGGAGGAACUGCUGGUCAAGGGUAAUAUCUCACUGAAGCUAAAGGAUUAUCCGCUGUGCCGAGUAGAGCGGAGAUAA